CAGCUGAGAAAGAAAGGCGAUGUGUUUGCUCCUGUAGCCGUGAUAACAAUUCACACUGCACUGCACCGGUGGUUUUCCAAAGCACCGCUACUGGUACAAAGUUUAGCCACUUCAGUAUCUGAACUUCCCGACGGCAAACAGAGAGAAAAAAAAAAGAAACUAGUCUGAAGAAAACGACUCCGACGAAGAAAAAAAAAACUUCAAGCUUGUCACCACUGAAAGCAUCCAGCUGAGAUAUGCAGUUCGAAGAGGCUCUGCAUCUGGUCGGCGAAUUCGGCGUCUUCCAAUGGCUUCUCAUCGUGUACCUGGUGGUGUUCGUGGCUCCCAUGCGAGUGAUACCGCUGUUCGCGCACAUAUUCACGCUGCUCGAGCCGCCGCACUGGUGCCGCCAGCCCGAACUCGAAGAUCUGUUCAACCUGACGCGCGAGGAAGCUCGAGACCUGGGCGUGCCUCGCGAGCCGGACGGGAAGUGGAGCAAGUGCACAAUGUACGACUUCAACUUGACGGAGCUUGGUUCCUGGACGAGCUUGCCCUCCACAGACAACCUGCCCGUUGUGCCCUGCCGGUCUGGGUGGCACUACGACCACUCCGUCAUUUACCCGACCAUCGUGUCCGAGAUGGAUUGGGUUUGCGGCCAGACCUGGAAGGCGUACCUGGCAAACUCCCUCUUCUUUGGCGCCAUGUCCAUUGGAGUGAUUGGGAUCGGCGCCAUAAGUGACAAAAUCGGCCGAGUGCCCGUGAUGAUUGCAAUCUACAUCCUGGCAGGAGUGGGCGCUGUGGUCACCUACUUCACGCAAGACUUCUAUCUAUUCCUGGUCACCCGGAUUAUUGAAGGAGGCGUCAUUCUAUCCAUCAGCAUCAUCCCUUUCGUGUUGGCGUUGGAGUACGUGCCAGCGCAAAAGCGGAUGCUGGUUCUGAGCGCUUUCCGGUUCGCCUACCCUCUGCUUGGAGUUUGCAUGCCGUGGGUGGCGUACUGGCUUGCUCACUGGCGCCUUCUCAACGCUGUCGUCGUGUUACCCUGCCUUGUCGGGCCUGUGGUUUCCAUUUUCAUACCGGAGUCCACUAGGUGGCUGCUAUCCAAAGGAAGGACGGAUAGGGCGAAAAAAAUCCUGCUUCGCGUCUCCCGUGUUAAUGGCAAGAAAGUGGAAAGUUCAGCACUUGACUCUCUCCAGAUUCCAACCAAGACGGACGCUUCUAAGAAAUCGUCAACAACGGACGUCUUCAAGUAUCCUACGCUCCGCAGGAGCUUCAUUAUAACACUUUUUCUUUGGUUGAUGUCGUGCCUGACUUACUCGGCUGGCCAGCUGUACGCUGCCACGGCAACCGACGAUCCAUUCGUGAUGACGUCGACGACCAAUGCGGUGGACAUAUUGGCCACGGGGCUAGCUCUUCCGCUAGCUGACAGGUGGGGCCGAAGACCGAGCAUGGUGUGCGCCUACGGUCUGGCUGCUGUCUGCUACGUGGGCGUGGCAGGAUUUUUCGGCAAAUCAGAGGCAAUAUUCGCCAUCCUGAUGGUGGGUCGGUUCGCUCUUACCACCGCUUACAACGUGGGCUACCUCUUCGCCGCUGAGAUCUACCCGACUGAGAUACGCUCGCAAGCGCUAUCGAUCAGACAAGCAUUCGGCUCUCUCGGGAAGUUCCUCAGCGCUCAAGUCGUGCAGCUGGCAUUCUACGGCCGCUUCCUGCCUCUGUUUAUCCUGGGCGGGCUAUCUUGUGCGUCGGCACUCAUCACGCUGCCUCUACCGGAGACCAACAACCAGCGAUUGCCGGAAACGCUGGAAGAGGGCGAGGCGAUGCGAGAUCUACCCAAGCCCUGGUUCCCGUGCCUAGCGAGGAGAAAGCAGGAGCUAAGCGCAACCGGAACUCGGGGCCGCAGCAUGUCCACCAUGUCAGCCGCUACUAUCGACAGCGUCAGUCCGCACUAGAACUGUCGUGAGAACAACGUGGCGUUGUAAGCAAAAGUACUGCCAUAGCCAGGCUUUACACGCGAUGAGAGGCACCUCCAGCGGUCUUACACCACGGCACAGAUCGCCGGGCAGAGCUGCUGCAAAGUUUUCGCAAAAUACAAGAUUACAUGGCAGCAGUGCUUGAAGCCAGUUAAGAACAAAAUAGUCGACCAUAACUGUUUUUUAUUUACUCAGCGAAGGAAAUGUUUGUCAUUACUAAUUAAUGAAAUGAGCACGAUGUCUUCUUUCAUAACCCUUUCUCCAAAC
Rhipicephalus sanguineus (brown dog tick) is the source of this 2213-nucleotide messenger RNA. Its product is annotated as beta-alanine transporter. Gene Ontology annotation, biological process: transmembrane transport. The transcript is spliced from 10 exons. The record is from RefSeq and is a predicted model, not a curated record. The coding region runs from base 237 to 1925 and encodes 562 amino acids. Gene Ontology annotation, cellular component: membrane. Gene Ontology annotation, molecular function: transmembrane transporter activity. NCBI's taxonomy places the organism in Eukaryota, Metazoa, Arthropoda, Arachnida, Ixodida, Ixodidae.